This is a messenger RNA of Asparagus officinalis (garden asparagus), 527 nucleotides long. RefSeq names its product defensin-like protein. NCBI's taxonomy places the organism in Eukaryota, Viridiplantae, Streptophyta, Magnoliopsida, Asparagales, Asparagaceae. Gene Ontology annotation, biological process: defense response. Bases 73 to 309 code for a protein of 78 amino acids. The transcript has 2 exons. The record is from RefSeq and is a predicted model, not a curated record.
UAUUCCCCACCCAUUUCUCUCUCGGCCUCUUCACUCUCUGUCUACUAACUGUGAUUCUAUCCUCCCUAAUCAAUGGGUCUCUCAAGCCAGCGCAUGCUUCCGGCUAUCGCCCUCCUCUUCUUGCUUCUAGUUGCCACUGAGAUGGGGCCAGAAGUUGUAGAGGCAAGGACUUGUGAAUCACAGAGCCACAGGUUCAGGGGGCCCUGCGUCAGGGAAUCCAACUGCGCUAGCGUUUGCCAGACCGAAGGAUUUCCAGGCGGCGAUUGCCGCGGGCUCCGUCGCCGAUGUUUCUGCACUGGACCUUGUUAGAACCGGGUCAUGGCUUUCGGUGUUCGAGAAUAAAUUAAGCAAGCUUGUUGUAGCUUGUUAAUGUUGGGGUAUCGAUUUUAGAUUAAGCUAGUUGUUAUGCAUGCGUGCGUUUGUUUUUGGGUGGUUUUUUUUUAUAUGUCUUGGUUUGUAACUUGUCAUGUUUGAAGAUGUUUCAUCGAAGUUGCGUUGGUGAUUAUUAGUUGUUCGUUGUUCAUUAA